Diaporthe citri is the source of this 1128-nucleotide messenger RNA. RefSeq lists its product as uncharacterized. Bases 1 to 1128 code for a protein of 375 amino acids. The transcript is spliced from 6 exons. The record is from RefSeq and is a predicted model, not a curated record. Lineage: Eukaryota; Fungi; Ascomycota; Sordariomycetes; Diaporthales; Diaporthaceae.
AUGGCACUGGUUGACCAGGUCCUCCAUGUGAUGACACCGGCGGAAUGGGGCAAGCCAAUCGAUGUCGACGAGAAAUGGAUUGCCUUUGUCGAUGAUCAUGUGAAGGCUACGCUUCCAUCGGGCAGCGAAGUGGAGGACAUUGUGCACCAUGGAGCAAGCUACUGGACCAGAACGGCUGAGAUCUCGUCACGAGCAGAGGAUGGAUCUCCGAAGUCAUACUUCUUAAAGGUCUCAGAGGGCGACAAUGGACGAAACAUGACAGCAGGCGAAUAUGCCUCCAUGAAGGCCAUGUAUCAAGCACUGCCUGAAUUCGUGCCGGAGCCUAUCGGCUGCGGAUCAUAUGCGUCCAAUCCCAACAUCCACUUCUUCAUCUGUGAGCUGGUCAACAUGACGGACGAGAUUCCAGAGAUCCAGGCGUUUGUCCAACUACUCGCCGAGCUACACACCAGGGGUAUAUCUCCAAAUGGCAAGUAUGGCUUCGAGGUGCCAACUUACAAAGGCACCAUCCCUCAGUACACAAACUGGCAUGAUACCUGGGAAGAGGCCUUCCACCACUCGAUGAAAUGGUUCGUGUAUACCGAGGAGAAAUCGCAGGGCCCGGAUGAGGAGAUGCGAGAGCUGUGCAACGGUCUCUUCGAGAAAGUGAUCCCCCGCCUGCUUCGGCCACUGGAAACCGGAGGCAGGCAGAUACAGCCCCGGCUGAUUCACGGCGACUUGUGGUCAGGGAACACCUCAACCAACAUCGACACGAACACGCCGGUCGUGUAUGACGGGGCCUGUCUAUAUGCGCAUAACGAAAUGGAGAUGGCAGCUUGGCGUCCGAUACGCCACAAGAUCGGAAGGCAAUACAUGAAGGCGUACUUUGAUUACUUUCCCAUAUCUGCACCGGAGGAAGACCAAGAUGACCGCAAUCUCCUUUACUACCUUCGAUGGGACCUGAAAAGCUCGGCCCUUUUCUCGGGCAACUUGCGGUACCGGAAUAUGGCCAAAGAGACAAUGCGAACACUGCUUACCAAAUACCCCGAUGGAUACGAGGGCUGGGCCAAGGAGAAAGGAGAAGAGCCUGUCCAACGCGUGUACUCGCCGACCUCGUAUGAGUUCCUGAGCAACUUCGGCUCCAAUCCAUGA